AUGGCGACCAUCAGCGCUCAUCGUCCUUUCCAUGCCUGGGGUCAAGAGCCAUCCAAUCAUCAUAUCCAUACCCUGCGCGCCGAGCCUCGCCCUCCUCUCAGAUUCACAAACCAGCGCUACAAUGGCUCCGCCGCGUCCAGCCUGCGUCACGAUAAUGACAAGGCAGACUACCGCGAGAUACAAAUACUCCCGACCCCUGACGAGAUCCUUGCAGUUGACAGCGCUGUAUACAUGCCGAAGAAAGAUCUUCGUCAUGCACACCAUCUGCCAAAUGGGCCUAAGCGACAUCUCGAUUCCCUCUUCCGCCAGAUGCGCUGUGACAGCAUAGAGCACAUCCGAGAUAUCUGCUACACUGCAGCUCAGCAAGUGUUCUUACAAGUCGACCCAUAUGGCAGGCCUCAGCCAAUCUCCUAUGAACGAAUCCUUCAUGAGACACUAGCAGGCCACAGAUUCUUUCUGUAUCACGAUAUUAAAUUUGAAGAACUUCUUGCACAUGAGAGCAAGGGAAUACUUGUCCGUGCAAGCUACCAUUGUCCAUCAUUCAUGAGAGGCCGUAGGAUGUAUGGCUCCGGCCGCUUCCAAGAAGGCAUGCUUGUUGCCCUGCUUCAGCUUGAUCGCAUUACCAAUGAACUUUCGGUCUUCUUCCUUGAGGUCAGCCUUUCUCAAUCUACAUACUCCAUGGAUAUGUCUGGCGGUGGUGGCGAAAGAGCAGCAGUGCAGAUGUCGUUCUUACCUACUUCUACUCGCGAAGAUGUUUUACAAUUGAGCCGUCAUGUCCUUGGACUCUGCUCCGACACCGACACGGCUCUUGUUGAAUUUCCAAAGGUGCUUUUUGCUGGCUUCUACAACUGUCUAAAAAGACUACAAGAGAUGGGGGAGACUGACUUCGCAUUUCAAAAUUACAUUGCGCCUAAGGUCAGCCCACAAGAUGCCAUAUCAAUGGCCAGACGCAAUGUCCCUGGUGGCGGAAUUCCGACCGUGACUUGCCCACCUCCGGCUUAUGCACAGAAAGAGGAGUUCCGAUAUGAUCUCAGCUCUGUGCUGUCAUCGACAAACCGGACCAAGUCCAUGUCGGUUCAAGAACUGUUGCGACCGUCAACAAUCGAUAUUUUGAGGCGUGAGACGUCUCUUGAUGAAGGACAAGCUAUGGCCUUCAGAGAUGGUCUGAUCAGCGAACUUGCGCUCACGCAGGGCCCACCGGGCUGUGGCAAGACAUUUCUCGGUGUCCAGUUGACAAAGGCUUUGUUAUCAUCGCGGCCAACACAAAAGCCCAUUCUGUUAGUGUGUCUGACAAAUCAUGCACUCGACAAUUUCCUCCAGGAUUUACGUGAUGCACAAGUUACGGGGUUGCUUCGUGUCGGUGGAGGCAGCAAAGAGAAAUGGACUGAGGCCAUUAAUCUCCAGACUAUGAGAAAGAAAUCUCGACCUCGCAAAGCUCCACCAGAGAGGAGCAUCAUCAGCUCACGGAGGAAGGAAACAUUUGCAGAGGUAGAUAUCAUGUGCAAAGCCAUCUCAUCGAAACACCACACUGGAAAGGUGCCAUGGCAAUAUGUUGAAGACAUUUUGUUUGAAAAAUACCCUCAUUUCCACGGACAACUCUCCACUAAUGCUCCAUCUGUCUACGCAAAGGCGUUCGCCUUCGAGCAUUGGUAUGGAGGCGGAGAUUUAGAGAGUAUUCGGGACCUACACUUCGAGCUUGCCACGAGACUCAACGAAGUUCUACGAGAACGUGACCGUAGCUCCGCCAAAGAUGUCGAUGCCAUUCUGCAAGACAUUUCCUACUUUACCAAACAGCAGAGCGAAGAAGCUGGUGACAGAAGCCUUUGGAAUUUACCAUAUCCCGAACGUCAGGCCCUUCUACGCCAAUGGGAGGCUGAGGUCGACACUGAGAGGUUUGCUGCUAAGCUGACUGGUCUGCACUUUGAAUAUAAAGACCUGGUCUCUGCUGCCAACGACUUGAGCCAUCAGAGAGAUAUCAAGAUCAUGGGCGAUUCCAAUGUCAUUGGAAUGACGACCACAGGAUGCGCGGCGCGAUGGAAACAGCUGGCCUCUGUUGGGAUUGAAAUAACUCUUUGCGAAGAAGCGGCAGAGGUUAUGGAAGCACAUACACUAUGCUCACUGCUCCCGACAGUUCAACAUGCGAUAAUGAUUGGCGAUCCAUUACAACUGCGGCCUGAGACGGACCAGCAGAUGCUUACGUUGGAAACACAAAUUGGCAUGGAUUACCGACUAGAUGAAUCACUCCUGGAACGUCUGAUGCUACCGAAAGACCCGUCCUCUUCGGCAGUCGCAUCAACUCAUCUAAACAUUCAGCGUCGCAUGCAUCCGACCAUUGCCAACAUAGCACGCAUCUUUUACCCCUAUCUGAGAGAUCACAAAUCCACAUUGGACAAUCCUCCCACGGUUGGACUUGUGCACAGAAUGUAUUGGUGGGAUCAUCGCAUUCCUGAGCUGGAAGCAGACGAUCUGAAGUCUCAUGUCAAUCUCUACGAAGUUGAGAUGGUGGUUGGACUUGUCACUUACCUCCUUCGCGGAGGUGCUUAUGACCAGGGCGACAUUGCCGUUCUGACUCCUUACGCCGGUCAGCUUUCUAAGCUUAACGAACAACUAUCCACCACAUGUAACAUCUGGCUCAGCGAAAAAGAUCGUCAGCUGCUCAUCGACGAAGAAGUAUUAGGCUUGGUCCCAGAAGGCAGAUUAGCCAAAGACGAAGUUCCCAUGGCUGACAUGUUAAGAAUCGCCACAGUCGACAACUUUCAAGGUGAAGAAGCGAAAAUUGUCGUUCUAAGUACGGUUCGGAGCGGAGGCAGCGCGGGCUUUCUCAAGAGUAUCAAUCGUAUCAAUGUUGCGUGUAGCAGAGCACGAGAGGGCUUUUACAUCAUUGGAGACACGCAAACCUUGUCAAAAGUACCAAUGUGGAGACAGGUCAUUUCUGCUUUUGAUGGAAACAUUGGUGCUUCACUGUUGACUUGCUGCAGUACGCACCCAGAGCACUGCCACGCUGUACAACAGCCCUCCGACUUCCAGAUGGUUCCCAUCUGCGCUGCCGUCUGCGGUCAACGCUUGGAGUGUGGUCAUGAUUGCCAACAGAUGUGCCACCCGCCGCGCCUCCACGAUCGUAUUGCCUGCCAAGAGGCAUGUCAGGAAGUCUUCCCAUGUGGCCAUCCUUGUCAAAAACUAUGUUAUCAAGAUUGUGGAAGUUGUGACUCAUCUAGAGGGGACUUCAUCCUGCCAUGUGGACACCAGGGCACAUCUCUUUGCUCUGGGCAGGUUUCAAAGUGCAAGGUCGUGGUCUCACAAAAGCUACUAGACUGUGGCCAUUCUCUAACGGUCAUAUGUGGUGACGACUCCACGCAGAAAGACUUCUGCUCAGCUCAAUGCCCAUCGAUCUUGUCUUGCGGUCAUCCGUGCACCGCUCAAUGCGGCACUUGUCAGCAGAAUCAGAGCCACAAAAUCUGCCCUUUCAGAUGUGGACAACAGAAACUUUGUGGUCAUGUUUGCAAACUGGACUGUCACCACGGAUCACCUUGUCCGAAUUCUUGUUCGGAGCCAUGUGCAGAUUCUUGCGAACAUGGUCCAUGUCCAGGUCGUUGUUCCGAUACAUGUGAGCCCUGUAUCAAACUAUCCAAGCCUAGAUGUGAGCACGAGAACUCGGCAAACGUAUUGUGUUGCCUACCCAGCACAACUCUCCCCUGCUGUGUACCAUGUCCUAAAGUCUUGGAGUGCGGCCACCCUUGUCCUUCUCUGCAUGGCGAAGUCUGUCUUCCAGCAAGCCUGUGCCCAACCUGUGUUGCUGGUUUUAUUCCAUACAACCCAAUGCUCUACCUUCCCGACUGUGGUCAUCUAGUCGACGUCUUUGAGCUGGAUAGCAUCAACCUCCACUCGGUCUAUGAGCUUACACCCAAUGGCACAAUCUUAUCGGUCAAUUCCAAUGUAAUUUCUGCCGACCUUCGACUGCCAGUAUGCCAGUGUGGCAAGCCUUGUGCCAAAACACACCGAUAUGAGAGCAUUGCAAAACUUGUCAACUUCGAAGACACCCUUGAUCGGCUUGUGUCGAAAAUGGGUCGCAUUCUACAAAAGUUUGCUACCAAGGUUGACGCCGUUGAAAUAGGACUCGUCGACAAUUUUGGCCAAAGUGUUGAGAAUAUUAGGCCAAAUCCAAUGGCCACGAGAGCAAAUACUGACCUCAUUCUUCGUCGGGAUCGUGAUGCUCUCGACCUCCAAAAAGAGAUCGUCAAGGUGCGUAACGAGGUCAUCGACCAUAUUCAGUCUCAGAUAUCCAAAGUCAGCGAAUCAUUUCCAAACGUUGCAAAGACAUAUGAACUGCCAUUCCGAUUCCGUUUCGACGUUUUGGAAUAUCGAAUCAUUGGAAUUCGCAUCGCAGACUCCUUGCAGAUGGCCGGGUAUCUCCUCGACCUCCGCGAUCCGUCUUAUGGCGUUCAGAGACAAGGAAUGACCAUGCUGGAGUAUGCGUACAGAGAGUCAGUGGCGUGUGCCAACUGCUGUGAGGAAAUGCUGAAGAAUGACCGCAUUACAUUGAGCCCUUUGAUCGACGUUGAGCUGCGCCUGCACCAAAUCCAGUUUGGUCUCUUCGCCGUCGCCACAAGAGGCAAAAUGAGAGUGCUGGGUACUUCAAUCAAAGUUGGUGAUGCGGCGGCCUUGAUCGACGAUGCUGCCACUGUCAAAGACAAGCUGAAGAAAGUCAUGGACAUCUGCGAGCAUUACCCCAACACGCACAAGCUUUUGCUGGAGACUGCCACCGACUUCAUGCAGGCACUUGAGCGUUCAGAGUUCAUGGCAGACACACUCAACGUCCCCAAGAUCAAGAAUCGAGGCAUGAGAGACAUCGAGAAGCGGUGGGGCCACUAUGAGGUUGGCUCGCCCGAGGUUUGCGACAAGGGACACGUCUAUUCGGCAAGGACGUUCCCAGAGGGUUUCUGUCCUGAAUGCGGAACCAUGAGCAUGACGGACAAGGAGAUUUACCAAGAGACGUCCAAGCAUCUCUUUGAGGAUCGGUUCCUGGAGGCAAUGCGAGCAAGAACCUCGCAGGCUACUACUAGUAGUAGUCUUGCUAAGGUCGCAGAGAAGGAGGUGUCCAACGAGGACAAGUUUUUGUUGGCGAUGAGACAAAUUGGCAAGAAGUGAGGUGAGGUGAGAGGUCGAGGUCAAGACCAAGAUUGAGAUAGUCAAAAGUGC
Molecule: messenger RNA, 5196 nt
Organism: Exophiala oligosperma
Lineage: Eukaryota; Fungi; Ascomycota; Eurotiomycetes; Chaetothyriales; Herpotrichiellaceae
Exons: 3
Coding region: 1-5145 (1714 amino acids)
Biological process (GO): regulatory ncRNA-mediated heterochromatin formation
Cellular component (GO): nuclear RNA-directed RNA polymerase complex; nucleus
Molecular function (GO): zinc ion binding; helicase activity
Source: RefSeq, a predicted model, not a curated record